AUGGCCAAGCCGGAGCCGACUCCCACCUCAGACUCCCCGCGUCCCUGCGCAAGAUGCAAGACGAACCCCGCCACCGUCAAGCUAAGGACCGAAUCCACAUGCCCAACAUGUUUCCAAUCCUUCACUCAUAAUAAGGCUGUCAAGAGACUAGGCCUCCUCCGUAAGGAGCUCGUCGGACCCCGCGAGAAGCGUACAUGUCGCUACCUCGCCGGACUCUCCUUCGGGCCCUCAUCGACGGCGCUCGUUCAGAUAUUAGAUGAGAACCUCAAGUAUGUCCGCGCGAGGGCGAACCCUAAUUCCCCGGUCGCGUACGAAUUGAUCGUAGCCCACGUCGACACAGACCUCAGACCUCACCCCGCCAAGGGCUCUAAUGGUGAUGCCCAAACAAACGGCUCUCCUGCUACGGCGCUGCUACAAAGGUAUCGCGAGAAGUUCCCAGAGAUAGACUUCCGCCUCAUCCCCCUAAGCUCCGCCUUCUACAUAUCCUCCAUAGACUGGCCCUCCCUCCCCUCCACGGACCCCACCUUAGAUCCCCAGUCCCGCAUGCAAUCCCUCUUCGACGCACUUCCCUCCGUAACCUCCAAAGCCGACAUCCUCCGUCUCUUUCUCCGCCGCAUCCUCCUCUCCUUCGCCGUGGAGAACUCGUGCGAGGCCCUCUUACUGGGCUGCACGACCACCGCCCUGGCUGAACUCACCCUCGCCGAGGUCGCCAAGGGAAGAGGCUUCUCCGUCCCCUGGCAGAUCAACGACGGUCCCUUCCCCCUUCUUGGAUCCGAACAGGGAGCUCCCAGGAGUAUGCAAGUUUACUAUCCCUUACGAGACGUCUUCCGCAACGAGAUUCAUACGUACCUCCGUUUCGCCGACCCGUCGCUGUCGGAUAUUAUCGUGUCGAACCCACCCGCCUCGGCGGAUGUGGUCUCCCACAAGGAUCUUAGCAUCGAGGAGGCGAUGGUUCGCUACUUUGAGAGCGUCGAGGAGGGGUACCCCGCUGUGGUUGCGAAUGUGGUUCGCACCACGGGUAGACUCGCGCGGGCUGGGAUGAGUGGAGGCGGAGGGGGCACAGCGUGUAGGCUGUGCGGUGUGGCGGUUGAUGAGAGCGGGGAUGCGAGGUGGAAGGGCGAGAUAGGAGUUGGGCCAGAGGAAGAUGGCGGAGACUCGAAGCUUUGUUACGGGUGCGAGAGGUCUAUUCGUGGGUAG
Messenger RNA from Scedosporium apiospermum, 1197 nucleotides. RefSeq lists its product as uncharacterized. Gene Ontology annotation, cellular component: cytosol. NCBI's taxonomy places the organism in Eukaryota, Fungi, Ascomycota, Sordariomycetes, Microascales, Microascaceae. The transcript has 2 exons. Gene Ontology annotation, biological process: tRNA wobble position uridine thiolation. The record is from RefSeq and is a predicted model, not a curated record. Bases 1 to 1197 code for a protein of 398 amino acids. Gene Ontology annotation, molecular function: tRNA binding; sulfurtransferase activity.